Messenger RNA from Eutrema salsugineum, 2888 nucleotides. Its product is annotated as DEMETER-like protein 3. NCBI's taxonomy places the organism in Eukaryota, Viridiplantae, Streptophyta, Magnoliopsida, Brassicales, Brassicaceae. The transcript is spliced from 18 exons. The record is from RefSeq and is a predicted model, not a curated record. Gene Ontology annotation, biological process: DNA repair. Gene Ontology annotation, molecular function: DNA demethylase activity; DNA N-glycosylase activity. Bases 207 to 2888 code for a protein of 893 amino acids.
AGAAAAAAAGGAAGGAGGAGAAAGAUAUUGAAAAAGAGACUAUAGUUGAGCCUGGAACUCCAGAAAAGCAGAGUUUUCCAAAGAGAAGAAAAAAGGAAGCCAAUAGAACUAUAUCUCGAACUUUGACCUUUGAUGAAGAGAUUGCUCCUACUUGUCUUGAGUUCAGCAGAAAAUCCGGGCCUAAUUUUCCAAAAGGGAGAAGGAGGAUGACCACAUUUCGUAGAACUGAUUUCCAUAUUUUGAUAUCACCAAUAUCAUUUCCUAUGCCUAUAUGGAAAAAACAAUCAAGAAGGUCUAAUCGUAGGAAAGAUGUGGUCAAAUGGGCUAGAAUUGCUUUUGAAUGCUUAGAAGAAACCUUGUCAUUGGUUGCAAUUCAUCCAAAAGACCAUGGCAAUUCAGUUCAAACAGAUGUUUCUUUUUCGAUUAAAGAGAGACACAUGACAUCUUCUAGUUCUGUAGCUCCAAAGUCGUGCAAUAAAAGAAGGAAGGAUAUUGUUGAGCAUUUAAUCCAACAGUUGAAUUAUCAAAAAGAACAUGGUCUUCCAUCUCUAGCAGAUGUUCCAUUGCACAUUGAAGAUACCCUUAUGGAAUCUCUUAGUUACAUUGUUGUAGAAUAUCCUAUUAAAAAAACUAAGGAUAUUGCCAAGUUAAUCAAAGAGAUGAGCAGAUUAAAUAUCAAUAGAAGUGUAACAACUUUGGGCAAGACAAAGAAAAAAUUACAGCUUGUUACUGCAAAGGUUGAUAUUGAUCUAGAAACCAUUAAGGAGUGGGAGCUAUUAAUGGAAAAUGAUCUUCCAGGCAGAUCAUACGCCGAUGAAGAGACAGAGUCCAAGUGGAAUGGAGAGAGAGAAAUCUUUCAAAAUCGGAUAAAGCUUUUCAUCAACCGAAUGCAUCUUUUACAAGGCAAUAGAAAGUUUAAACAGUGGAAAGGAUCAGUUGUUGAUUCAGUGGUUGGAGUUUUUUUGACACAAAAUGUUUCCGACUAUCUUUCAAGCAAUGCUUUCAUAAGUGUGGCUGCAAAAUUUCCUCUGGAUGCAAAAAGAGGUUUGGAAUGUCUACCAUACUACAUUGAAGAACCUAUAGAAGUAGAUGACUCCAUUCUUGAUGACCAAAGACCAUCUCAUGAUAGAAAUAUUGAUGCUAAAAGUUCUGUUGAGUUUACUUCCUUACCAGAAAAUAUGGAAGAACAUGAGAAAGUUGCAAAACGGAAAAACAAAAAAACUGGUAUUAUGGAGGAUGAAAAAAUUGAUUGGAAGAAUUUGAGAAAAAUGUACACAAAAAAAGGAUCUCGGGACAUGAUGCAUGUGGACACUGUCGAUUGGGAUGCUGUGAGGUCAUCUAGCCAACAAGUUCUUGCGGACACCAUCAUAAAACGGGGGCAACACAAUGAACUUUCAAGAAAAAUAUUGAAAUUCCUCAACAAUGAAGCAAACCAAAAUGGAGUUGUGGAUCUUGAAUGGCUCCGAGAAGCUCCGUCAGAUCUAGUGAAGAGAUAUUUAUUGGAGAUUGAAGGGAUAGGGUUAAAGAGUGCUGAGUGCGUACGGUUGUUAGGACUUAAACAUUCUGCUUUCCCGGUUGACACAAAUGUUGGCCGUAUAGCAGUUAGACUUGGUUGGGUUCCUCUUGAACCUUUACCAGAUGGAGUUCAAAUGCAUCAGUUAUUUCAUUACCCUUCAAUGGAUUCAAUUCAGAAGUAUAUUUGGCCACGACUAUGUAAACUCCCUCAAGAAACUUUGUAUGAGUUACAUUAUCAAAUGAUAACCUUUGGAAAGGUUUUUUGCACAAAAGUUAUUCCCAAUUGUAACGCAUGUCCGAUGAAGUCAGAGUGCAAAUAUUUUGCAAGUGCAUAUGUCAGUUCCAAAGUUCUUCUUGAAGGUCCAAAAGAAAAGCCACAUGAGUCAGAUACCUCUAUGCCUUCAACUUCUGAUGAUGUUGAUGUGGGAGAUGUAAACAUUACAUCAAAGAUAACUUCGAUAGAAGAAUGUGUUUCUCUCGAAUGCAGUAAUCAAACUAACUGUUGUGAACCAGUGGUCGAGUUUCCUUCUUCUCCAAGGCCGGAAAUUCCAGAACUAAUAGACAUUGAAGAUAUGCCUUACAGAAGUCCUCGUCGGUCUUGUGCUGAAAUUCCUGAAAUUGUCAUGGACAUGGAUGCAUUCAACAAAAAUGUAGUGGAUGCAUUUUUAAGAAGUGGAAAGAUGCUGAACAGUUCUAACGAAGAGGUAUCAAAAGCAUUAGUAGUUCUGACUCCAAAAGAUGCUUGCAUUCCAAUCAAGCUGCCCCGUAAAGAAAAGUAUUAUAGUAGGCUAAGAACUGAACAUGUGGUCUAUUUGCUUCCUGAUAACCAUGAGCUUCUCCAUGAUUUUGAGAAAAGAGAACCUGAUGAUCCUAGUCCAUACCUUCUUGCGCUUUGGCAGCCAGGUGAAACGUCAUACUCGUUUACUCCACCACAAAAGAAGUGUAACUCAGACGGAUCAAACCUCUGCAAUAUUAAGACUUGCUCUUAUUGUUGGAGUAUAAGGGAACAAAGCUCCAACGUUUAUCGUGGAACAAUCUUGAUCCCUUGUAGAACAGCAACGAGAGGGAGCUUUCCACUCAAUGGAACCUACUUCCAAACCAACGAGGUUUUUGCGGAUCAUGAGACGAGUUGGAAACCUAUUGUCUUUCCCAGAGAAUUGUGUGAUGGGCUAGAGAAGCGUGCACUAUACUGUGGUUCAUCAGUGACAUCCAUUUUUCGAUUAUUAGAUGAAUCAAGGACUCGACUAUGCUUUUGGACCGGGUUUGUCUGUAUGAGAGCAUUUAAUCGAAAGCACCGAACUCCAGAGGAUCUGGUCCGAAGACUACACACUCCACCUGAUGAGAGAGGGGAAAAGCACAUGAGAGACGAAUGA